ACGUCGCCUCUCGUCACCAGUGUGUCUCAGACCGCAGACAUGACCAGUGUCCUCGUCCACGUCCUGCUGGGGGUCGUCAGCCUCACCCUCCUACACACAGGAGCGGAGGCCCAGAUGUGUGCAACCAUCACCAUGAUGCAAGAGAAUGUGAACGACUACAUGGGAAACUUCACUGCAGAUGGCGCGAUACGUAUGGACGGUCUCGACGUCACCUUUGAGUUCGAUAUCGCUCCAAAGAGCGUGUCUUUCUGGGAUGGUAAAAUAGCAAAGGUAGACGACACACACUACAGGAUGACUAACGACCUGUUCUUCGAGACGGGCGUCUACGUCAGCUUCCACUUCCAGGUGACUUACACCGAUACCAAACCCAAUGUCAUCGCUAUUGACAUGGCAGGCCAAGACGUGUGUGAUGGAACGUUCGGCUUUACUACCAUGGAACCCUACACCAACCCUUGUGCGCCCACAGGCAUGAAGAAAUACGACUACGCCCAGGCUUUAUGUGAGUCCUUCCUGUUCUACGAGGCUCAGAGGUCGGGACAUUUGCCAGAAGACCAGCGCGUUUCUCCCUGGAGGUGGGACUCUGCCCUGGACGACGGCUCAGAUGUGGGUCAUGACCUAAGUGGCGGCUACUUCGACGCUGGUGACCACGUCAAGUUCGGCUUCCCGAUGGCCUACACAGCCACCGUCCUGGCCUGGGGACUCAUAGACUUUGCUGAAGGAUACGAGGCAGCUGGUCAGACGGACUACGGUCGUGCGGCCGUCAAGUGGGCCACUGACUACUUCCUCAAGGCCCACACCGCUGAGUACCAACUGUACGGCCAGGUCGGUAAGGGAGACACUGACCACGCCUUCUGGGGCCGCCCUGAGGAUAUGCACAUGACCCGACCCUCCUGGAAGAUCGACAGAGAGGCUCCAGGGACUGAGUUGGCUUGUGAGACCGCCGCCGCCCUUGCUGCUGCCUCCAUCAUCUUCAAGGAGGAUGACCCCGACUACUCGGCUGAGAUGUUGGAGGUGGCCAAGGAGCUCUAUGCCUUCGGCGACGAGUACCGUCUGGAGUACCACAAGUCCAUCACUGACGCCUCCAACUUCUACAGGUCGUGGAGCGGGUACGGAGACGAGCUGCUGUGGGGCGCACUGUGGCUGUACCGCGCCACAGGAGACGACACCUACCUCACCAAGGCUCAGGAGGCCUGGGAUGAGUUUAACCUGGCAGAAGACGCGCUGCAGUUCUCCUGGGACGACAAGAAGGCUGGCGCCUAUGCGCUGGGCUCGAUGGUGGACCCAGACAACACUAUGUACGCUGAUGCCCUGAAGGCCUUCCUGGAGUACCUGAAGAACGACGCCAAGUACACUCCAGGCGGCCUUAUCUUCCUGGACCCGUGGGGCUCCAACCGUCACGCCGGCAACGUUGCCUUCAUCUCUCUCUGGGCGGCCAAGUACGGAGACCCAGCAGACGCGGACGCCAACAGGGAGUGGGCUGAGGGCCAGAUCGGUUACCUUCUGGGUGACUUCGGUCACUCCUUCGUCGUGGGCUUUGGUGUAGACCCUCCCUCACACCCCCACCACCGCUCCAGCUCGUGCCCGAUACCUCCACAGUCUUGCCUGCACCAUGACUGGGGCUGGACCCAACCAGGACCAAACCCUCAUACCCUCUUCGGCGCCCUCGUUGGUGGUCCUGACAACUCUGAUACCUAUGAGGACAAACGCACAGACUACCAGCACAACGAGGUGGCCUGUGACUACAACGCCGCCUACACUGGGUGUCUGGCCGCCAUUAUCGAGAAGAAAUAACCAGCCGACUCCGGUGCUUUAAUUCACUCAUCUUUGUCUGUGUAAUUCUUGUCUUUGCAUAAAUAUAAGAAAAUAUGAAUUA
Homarus americanus (American lobster) is the source of this 1873-nucleotide messenger RNA. Its product is annotated as endoglucanase A-like. Lineage: Eukaryota; Metazoa; Arthropoda; Malacostraca; Decapoda; Nephropidae. Gene Ontology annotation, molecular function: hydrolase activity, hydrolyzing O-glycosyl compounds. The record is from RefSeq and is a predicted model, not a curated record. The transcript has 15 exons. Gene Ontology annotation, biological process: carbohydrate metabolic process. The coding region runs from base 40 to 1791 and encodes 583 amino acids.